Oncorhynchus masou masou (cherry salmon) is the source of this 3679-nucleotide messenger RNA. Its product is annotated as circumsporozoite protein-like. The record is from RefSeq and is a predicted model, not a curated record. The transcript has 4 exons. NCBI's taxonomy places the organism in Eukaryota, Metazoa, Chordata, Actinopteri, Salmoniformes, Salmonidae. The coding region runs from base 1 to 858 and encodes 285 amino acids.
AUGCCGUCUUCUGUUCAUAUUUCCCCAGUGGCCUGGCUGCGAGGUGGUGCUUGUGGUCUCUGGGGGUUGGGUGCUGAUCUAGGCGGAGAGGCAGAGGCCGGAGGAGCCUGCACUGGAGGAGUGGCUCUGAGCCGCUCUGCUCUGCCCUCCCAUCAGACACUGGUAGGGGGCAGCCUUGGCAAUGGCAACGGACCCAGGAACAGAAUCACCCACCACAACAGGACCAAGUGGCGUGGUAACAGGCAAAAGCAACAGCAGGAGCAACAAAAAAAGGAAUGGACAUGGGAGGACGAAUUAGACGGAGAAGGACCCUGGGCUCAGCCUGGAGAAUAUCGCCGCCCCAAGGAAGAACUGGAGGCGAAGAAAGCGGAGAGGCGCCGGUAUGAGGAGGCAGCACGGCGACGCGGAUGGAAGCUCCUUGCUGCCAGUCUGCAAGGAGCUGCCAGAGCUGCCAGUCUGCAUGGAGCAGCCAGAGCUGCCAGUCUGCAAGAAGCCGCCAGAGCUGCCAAUCUGCAUGGAGCAGCCAGACCCGCCAGUCAGCAUGGAGCAUCCAGAUCCGCCAGUCAACCAGACUCUUCCAGAUCUGCCAGUCAACCAGACUCUUCCAGAUCUGCCAGUCAGCCAGACUCUUCCAGAUCUGCCAGUCAGCCAGACUCUUCCAGACCUGCAAGUCAACCAGACUCUUCCAGAACCGCCAGUCAGCCAGACUCUUCCAGAUCUGCCAGUCAGCCAGACUUUUCCAGAUCUGCCAGUCAACCAGACUCUUCCAGAUCCGCCAGUCAGCCAGGAUCUGCCGGAACCGUCAGUCUGCCAGACUCUUCCAAGCUAAUGAGCCAUAUUGGAUUGGAUUUCCAGUGAUGUCCCUGGAACCUGGACCACAUUAUACCACCGCCAUAUUGCUGAAUAGGGCUGAAUGGCACCAAAAAAUCUCUACGGAUCAUGGUGAAAAUGGCCGUAACUAGCAAAAGAUCAUGGUCGAUGUAAGGUAAGUAUAUUGUAACUAUUUUAAGCCCACAUACGCAUUAAGCCCACCUCCGUCUUUGAAUAUAUUUUUAAAAUACAAAUCAUAUGCUGUUUAAUAUUUCAAUCAAUUAAUCUGGUUGUUAGAUCAAUAACAGUGUUUUAUUCUAAGCCAAGAUACGAGAUACGAUUGUGUCAAGACAGAUCUGGGGAAGGGUAUGAAAACUUUUAUGCAGCAUUGAAGGUCCCCAAGAACACAGUGGCCUUCAUCAUUCUUAAAUUGAAUUCGUUUGGAACCACCAAGACUCUUCCUAGAGCUGGCCGCCCGGCCAAACUGAGCAAUCGGAGAGAAGGGUCUUAGUCAAGGAGGUGACCAAGAACCCGAUGGUCACUCUGGGAGUGCUCCGGAGUUCAUCUGUGGAGAUGGGAUAGCCUUCCAGAAGGACAACCAUCUCUGCAGCACUCCACCAAUCAGGCCUUUGUGGUAGAGCGGCCAGACGGAAGCCACUCCUCAGUAAAAUGCACAUAACAGCCUACUUGGAGUUUGCCAAAAGGCACCUAAAGACGCUCAGACCAAGAGAAACACGAUUCUCAGGUCUGAUGAAGAUUGAUCUCUGUGGCCUGAAUGCCAAGCAUCACAUCUGGAGGAAACAUGGCACCAUCCCUACUGUGAAACAUGGUGGUGGCAGCAUCAUGCUGUGAGGAUGUUUUUCAGCGGCAGGUACUGGGGGACUAGUCAGGAUCGAGGGAAAUAUGAGCGGAGCAAAGUACAGAGAUCCUUGAUGAAACCUUGCUCCAGAGCGCACAGGACCUCAGACUGAGGCGAAGGUUCAUCUUCCAACUGGACAAUGACCCUAAGCACACAGCAUAGACAAGUCGGGAGUAGCUUCGGGACACGUAUCCUUGAGUGGCCCAGCCAGAGCCCGGACUUGAACCUGAUCAAACAUCUCUUGAGAGACCUGAAAAUAGUUGCGCAUCGAUACUCUCCAUCCAACCUGUUUUUGCUUUGUCAUUAUGGGGUACUAUGUGUAGAUUGAUGAAGGGAAAAAACGAUUUAAUAAAUGUUAGAAUAAGGCUGUAAUGUCACAAAAUGUGGAAAAAGUCAACAGGUCUGAAUACUUUCCGAAUGCACUGUAUGAACAAACAUCUCUGGAGAGACCUGAAAAUAGCUGUGUAGCGACACUCACAUCCAACCUGAUAAAGCUUGAGAGGAUCUGCAACGAAGAAUGGGAUAAACUCCCCAAAUAAAGGUGUGCCAAGCUUAUAGCCUCAUACCCAAGAAGAUUUGAAGCUGUAAUCGCUGCCAAAGGUGCUUCAACAAAGUACUGAGUAAAGGGUCUGAAUACUUAUGUAAAUGUAAUAUUUCCUUUUUUUCUAUAUAGAUUUGCACACAAUUCUAAAAACCUGUUUUAACUUUGUCAUUAUGGAGUAUUGUGUGUAAAUUGUUGAGGAAAAAAAAACGAAUAAUUUAAUCUGUUUUAGAAUAAGGCUGUAAUGUAAUAGUCAAGCUGUCUGAAUAUUUUCCGAUCAGAUACAGUCCGUCCAACCGGGUUCACAACCGCAGACCACGUCUAACCACACCAGCCCAGGACCUCUCCAGCUUCUUUUCCUGCUUGAUCGUCUGAGAUUAACCGCCCGGACAGCUGAUGAAAUUGAGAAGUCUGUCUGUGUCUAAUAAUGCCCUUUCGUGGGGAAACCUCAUUCUGAUUGGCUGGGCCUGGCUCCCCAUUGGGUGGGUCUGACUCCCAAGUGGGUGGCCAAAUGCCCUCCCAGGCCCGUCCAUGACCGUGCCCCUCCCCAGUCAUGUGAACUCCAUAGAUUAGGGCCUAAUGAAUUCAUUUCAAUUGACUGAUUUCCUUAUAUGAACUGUAACUCAGUAAAAUUGUUGAAAUUCCAUGCUGCGUUUACAUUUUUGUUCAAUACAUAUACACACAGUACAAAGAUGUUUUAAAGUGACCGGGAUUGCGCAAUAAAGUUGGAGACAUAUUUCCAUUGUGAUCCCUGUUUUUUUUUUUACAUAAAUACAUAUACUAUUACAUAAAUACAGACACAUUACAGAGAUACAGACAAAACAUAUGCUUGACAUCCUGAUGAAUAUGAGGGGGGAGUUAAAGUACAAUUCUUACAAGCUUGUUUAGGCUGGUCUGUAGUUUAUUCUUUAGACGUUUGGGCCUGCUGGUGAACCGUGAUGUGAAGGCAAUCAAAGUGACACUGGACUAAAGCACUUGCCAGUCUUUUGGGUGUCAAUAUCUAGGUUUCCAUCCAGCUGGUGACAGAUUUUUAUGUGCAUAUUCAAAAAUGUGCAUAAAAACAACAUGCAGAUUUUCCCAUCAGAGAUGUGUUUUCAUCAAAUUGACUUGUUGGUUAAGUAAAUAGUGCAAGUUAAAUGGGUUUCCAUUACAUUUUCAACUCUAUAGGUACCGAUGUUUUUUCACCCCAAAAAUGUUGUGUUAUAUAGCAAAUGUAUGUUUCUUCUUUGUUGCUCUUUUUGUUUGUUGUUGUUUAUGUAUAUGUAUGUGUGCAUGUACUGUAUGUAUAUGUACUUAUAUGAAUGUGUAUGUAUAUAUUAUUUUGUGUGUGUGUUGCUGUUCUGAAUAUUCUUGUUGUGUCACUGUCUAUCUAGGGACAGGCACUGUAAAUUAGCGCAAGCUAACAUGUUAUUGUUGUAAAUUGCAAUAUGUCAGUGUUAUUGCAUCUGUCCCUACUCAAAUAAAUAAAA